AGUUUUUACUCCCACUUUCAUUUUUGUGUUUCUUGGCGGGCUUUGUGGCCCCCAUCUAAAAAUAUCAUCAAAUCCUCACAUUAAUACUCCUACCCAACCCUUGUCAACCUUCUUAAACUCUUGCCUUCCUCACUUUCUCUCUCCUAAAUUUUUUCAACACCAAAUUUUUUAACUAACACAUUCAUUCAACUCCACUCAAAACACUACUCAUCCUACAUUCCUACAUUCAUGUAACAUAACACCCCCAAAUAUUUCCAAACAAAGAUUACACAAUGAACCUCUAUUGCCAUAUUUGCUCUAUGUUACUUUUCUUCAUGAUCAACUCUAGAGUAAAUUCGCUCUCUUCUGAUGGGCUCGCUCUUCUGUCGCUCAAGUCAGCUGUUGAUCAUUCCUCAUCCUCGUCGAAAAUUUUUAACGACUGGGAUGAGAAUGACCCCGAUCCAUGUGGAUGGACCGGGGUCUCUUGCGACGGAAAUUCCACUACUACGCCAAAUCCCCGCGUAGUUGGAAUUUCCGUCGCAGGAAAAAAUCUCCAAGGGUAUAUACCCUCGGAGCUCGGCUCUCUUACUUAUCUACGACGUUUAAACCUACAUGGGAACCGAUUCUACGGCUCGAUUCCCGACCAAAUCUUCAAUGCUACGUCACUCCAUAGCAUUUUUUUGUACGGAAAUAAUCUCACUGGACCUCUUCCUACCUCCAUGUGCUCUCUCCCAAAAAUUCAAAAUGUGGAUGUUUCAGGAAAUUCUUUGUUUGGUGAAAUUCCCAACGGUUUGAAGGAAUGUAAGCAACUCCAACGGCUGAUUGUGGCUAGAAAUAACUUUUCCGGCGAAAUACCAGGCGGGAUUUGGCACGAGUUAGUGAAUCUAGUUCAGCUUGAUCUAUCAUCUAACCAGCUAACCGGAAAGAUCCCCGAGGAGCUUGGAGAGUUAAAGUCUCUCUCGGGGACUUUAAACCUCUCUUUCAAUCAUCUUUCUGGGAAGAUCCCCAAAUCACUUGGGGAUCUUCCUAUGACGGUGAGCUUUGACCUGAGGGCGAAUAACCUAUCUGGGGAGAUUCCCCAGAUAGGCUCAUUCGCCAAUCAGGGGCCCACUGCCUUUGUUGGGAACCCGCUUUUGUGCGGGUUCCCAUUACAGAAAGACUGUUCUAAAAUAUCAACUAACCCAACUAACACACCAUCUGACGACAACACUAGGAGGAUCAGCCCCAAGCGAAAGGGGCUUAGCCCGGGGCUGAUCCUCCUAAUAUCCGCAGCAGAUGCUGUGGUAGUUGCCUUUGUUGGGCUCAUACUUAUUUAUUUUUACUGGAAGAAGAAAGAUCAUUCUAGUGGUUGCAGUUGCACGGGCACUAUCAAACUAGGAGGACACAUGCACAAGGGCCAGAAAUCAAGAUUUUGUGGGUGUUUAAGAGGCUCACCGAGCAACGAUGAUAUCGAAAGCGAGUCCGAUAAGGGAAGCUCAGAAGGCGGUGGAGGCGAAGGCGAAGGCGAAGGAGGAGAACUAGUUGCUAUUGAUAAAGGGUUUUCAUUUGAGUUAGAUGAAUUGUUGAGAGCUUCAGCUUAUGUGUUGGGAAAAAGUGGGUUAGGGAUAGUUUAUAAAGUAGUGCUUGGAAAUGGAAUACCAGUUGCAGUAAGAAGGUUAGGAGAAGGUGGUGAUCAACAAAGGUAUAAAGAGUUUGCAGCUGAAAUUCAAGCUAUUGGGAAGGUUAAACAUCCAAAUGUGGUUAAAUUGAGAGCUUAUUAUUGGGCUCCUGAUGAAAAAUUGCUCAUUUCUGACUUCAUUUCUAAUGGCAAUCUUGCUAAUGCUCUUCGAGGGAGAACAGGACAACCAUCAACAAGCCUAACAUGGUCAACAAGGUUAAAAAUUGCCAAAGGAACAUCUAAAGGUUUAGCCUACCUUCAUGAAUGUAGUCCUAGAAAAUUUGUUCAUGGUGACAUUAAGCCAUCCAACAUCCUCCUAGACAAUGAUUUUCAGCCCUACGUGUCCGAUUUCGGCCUAAAUCGAUUGAUUAGUAUCGCCGGAAACAACCCUUCCGCCUCCGCCGCGUCUAGUGGUUUCAUGGGAGGAGCACUCCCUUACGUAAAAUCAGUUACCCAAGAAAAAAGUAACAACAUGAACUAUCGUGCACCAGAGGCUAAAAUCCCUGGAAGUAGACCAACACAAAAAUGGGAUGUUUACUCAUUUGGAGUAGUGUUGCUUGAAUUACUAACAGGAAAAUGUCCAGAAAAUUCAACAACAACAUCAUCAUCAAUGAGUAGUAAUAUGAAUGAAAUGCAUGAUUUAGUGAAGUGGGUAAGGAAGGGUUUUGAAGAAGAAUGUCCACUUGCAGAAAUGGUUGAUCCUAUGUUGUUGCAAGAAGUGAAUGCUAAGAAAGAAGUGUUGGGUGUUUUUCAUGUGGCUCUUUCUUGUACUGAAGGUGAUCCUGAGGUUCGACCUAGGAUGAAAAUUGUGUCUGAAAAUCUUGAGAAAAUUGGUUGAAGAUUAUUUUUUGUAAAAAUGUUGGUAAGUUGUGGUGUUUUUUGGUCAAAAUUUUAAGUGUCAAUUAAACAAGCUAAUUAAGCAAGAACAUGAACAUAGAGCACCACUUAUGAUGAUUUUUGCAGAUUCAUGAUAACAUAUUAAGUAGUAUCCUCUUAAGAACUAGUAUUAGGAUAUAUUGGAUGGAAUUUCAAGUUUUUGACAUCAAGCAAAAAAAAAAUAUGGCCUCUGAUUUUUUUUAUUAAAGAAAAGCUAUAGGAUGGAUUGAGGGAAAGAUGUAUCCACAAUGUAUGGUUCUCAUUUAUUAUUUAAGUUCAAAUCAAUCGAGGUACAUUGUAUUAUUAUAUUAUACUAGUAAUAAAAGUUGUUGCUCUUUUUUUA
Beta vulgaris subsp. vulgaris (sugar beet) is the source of this 2855-nucleotide messenger RNA. RefSeq names its product receptor protein kinase-like protein ZAR1. Gene Ontology annotation, biological process: protein phosphorylation. NCBI's taxonomy places the organism in Eukaryota, Viridiplantae, Streptophyta, Magnoliopsida, Caryophyllales, Amaranthaceae. The record is from RefSeq and is a predicted model, not a curated record. Gene Ontology annotation, molecular function: protein binding; protein kinase activity; ATP binding. The transcript has 2 exons. The coding region runs from base 273 to 2474 and encodes 733 amino acids.